Megalobrama amblycephala (Wuchang bream) is the source of this 1495-nucleotide messenger RNA. Its product is annotated as nuclear factor 7, ovary-like. The coding region runs from base 129 to 1481 and encodes 450 amino acids. The record is from RefSeq and is a predicted model, not a curated record. The transcript is spliced from 6 exons. NCBI's taxonomy places the organism in Eukaryota, Metazoa, Chordata, Actinopteri, Cypriniformes, Xenocyprididae. Gene Ontology annotation, molecular function: zinc ion binding; protein binding.
GUCUCAUUUCUCUUUUCUGUCAUUCUGACUCUCGUUUCUCGACAAAAGCAGUCAAGUAUCAGCGAUCAGUGUUUCAUUUUUCAGAAAGUGAAAGUAUAGUUUAGAUUGCUGGAGCUCAAACAGUGAAAAUGGCUUCAUUAGCUAAAGAUGAUUUUUCUUGUCCCGUGUGCUGUGAAAUCUUCAACAAUCCUGUUGUUUUAUCAUGUAGUCACAGUUUCUGUAAAGAGUGUCUUCAACAGUUCUGGAGAUCCAACAAAACUCAGGAGUGUCCUGUCUGCAGGAGAAGAUCCUCAAGAGAUGAUCCUCCAUGUAAUCUUGUGUUGAAAAACUUGUGUGAGUUGUUCCUGAAGGAGAGAAAAGAGAGGCGUUCAUCAGGAUCUGAGGAGAUCUGCAGUUUACACAGUGAGAAACUCAAACUCUUCUGUCUGGACGACAAACAGCCUGUGUGUUUAGUGUGCAGAGAUUCACAACAACAUGAUAAUCAUAAAUUCAGACCCAUAAGUGAAGCUGUUUCAUCAAAUAAGGAGGAGCUCAAUACAGCACUGAAGUCCUCACAAGAGAAAAUUCAACACAAUGAAAAAAUGAAAGGAGAGUUUGAGAAAACAGUUCAACACAUCAAGUCUCAAGCUGAUCACACAGAGCUUCAUAUUAAACAGCAGUUUGAGAAGCUUCAUCAGUUUCUCAGAGAUGAAGAAGAAGCUACAAUCACUGCACUGAGGGAGGAAGAAGAGCAGAAGAAGCAGAUGAUGGAGGAGAAGCUGGAGGAGAUGAACAGACACAUCUCAGCUCUUUCACACACAAUCAGAGACAUGGAGGAUAUGAUGAAAGCCAAUGACAUCUGCUUUCUGAAGGAUUUUCCAGUCUCAAUGGAAAGAGUCCAGAUCUCACAGCCGGAUCCACAGAUGGCUUCUGUAGCUUUGAUUCAUGUGCCACGUUACUUGGGCAACCUGCAGUUCAGAGUCUGGAAGAAGAUGCAGGAUAUUGUCCAAAACACUCCUGUGAUUCUGGAUCCAAACACUGCGAAUCCAGAUCUAGUCCUGUCAGAUGAUCUGACCAGCUUGAGAGACAGCGGGAACAAACAACCGCUUCCUGAUAAUCCAGAGAGAUUUGAUAUCUAUUCCUGUGUUCUGGGUUCAGAGGGUUUUAACUCAGGAACACACUGCUGGGAUGUGGAGGUUAAAGAGAAUUCAGCUUGGAGUCUUGGAGUAACUACAGCAUCAAACCAGAGGAAGGGAUUUGAUUUCUUCAACACUGAUGUCUGGAGUGUGCGGUACAGUGUGUUUACGCAGACUGGUUUUCCUGUUGAACAGUAUCUUGAGCGUGUGAGAGUGUAUCUGGACUAUGACAGAGGAACAGUGUCAUUCUCUGAUCCUGUAACUAACACACAUCUACACACAUUCACAACCACCUUCACUGACACACUCUUUCCUUUCUUCAGUUGUUCUUCCUCUCUAAAGAUCUUGCCAUUGAAUAGUCAGUAAAUGUUGCUCCUGUA